UCAGGAUUUCGUUUGGAACUCCCCACAAGUUCAUCAGCCACAUUUUUAGCUCUUACUAGUUGUUCACACGCAGCCAGUGUGCUGUGCACGCGAGCUCGUGGAGUACUCCCUCACACACACACACACACACACACCUGUACACGCCUCACUUUAAAGCUGGACAUUUAAAUCAUUUUGUUCCUCUGGUGUUUCAGAUGUUACAGUAACUGUGUUGGAAAAUAUCGCGGUCUGGCAGCCACACAAGCAAGAUUCAGGUGCUCCUCUGAUGUUCUCCAUGAUGUGAUGGAGUGACUUAUCAAGCAUCAGCCUUCAAGUUACCCACAGUGAUGCUCUUGACACUUUCAGUGAACCAGGCGAUCUGAGACUCAUCUGUUAGCAUCACUUACUCCGAAGCCAUUCAUCAUGAUUGACCUGAGUUAUCUGACAGAGGAAGAGCAAGAGAUGAUCCUGGCAGUGCUGAAGAGAGAUGCAGAGCUUAAGAAGUUGGAAGAACAGAGGAUCAAGCAGCUUCGUAAGAACGAGCGAGACAGAAGCAGGCUGAAGUACUUGACAGGGGAGUGGUUUUAUGAGACAAAGAAUCACAGACACAGAGACAGGAUCCAUGGCACCGACAUCAUCAGAGCAUCCAUGAGACAGAAGAAACCCGUGACGAUAUUGGAGCUCUCUCAGAGAUGGUCUGAGAAACCCAGUUGUGUUUAUGGUGAGAAGAAAGAUGUGUACAUCCCUCCAGAGCUUUUAGGACUCAUUGAGGAUCCGUCCACACAAUCACACAAUGAGAGGGUGGAAGAUGAGUUGUCGGAAGCCCAACAGGAAAGACAGAGACCUCAAAUCAAGCCAAGGCAGAAUCCAUUUAAUAGUGUGAGAUCACAAAGAGAUGAAGCCAGACUUAUUAAUGGAGUGAAGGAGGCUGACCAGACACCUGCUGAGGAACCUUUCCUUCCAGCUGACAACUACACACUCCAUCACACUACUCUAAACACAUACAACACUGACACCCAUAUAGUCACACAAUGCAAACCUGUGCCAAAAAAGAGAUUGCUGCUGUAUUCCUGCAAGGACUCUUCCCUGGACACUGUCAGCAGUGACAAUGGAGUUAAACAGGUCAUAACCCCUGCUCCCAGAGGCAUUCUGAAGAACAACAUCUCCAGCUGUAGCUCUACUGUCUCCCUGCAUCUCCACAUUCCUAUCAAUGACGACAGUAGCAGCAGUCAGUCGUCAGCUACGGUCAGCCCUGUCAGUCCUGAAACUCCCAUCAGCCCUCCUCUUUCCCCCUGCUCAGUGCACUCUGCCUCAGGGUGGUUAGAUAGGAAACAGGUCCACUUCUCCUCAGUUGUUGGGCCCAUAGAGAGAGUGCAAGGAGAGCACAGUGUGCUGGAAGAAGACUGGAGUCCUCUGUCGGACCAGGAUAGAAGCCAUAUCACAGACAAUGGUUAUCAUGAGGUUUAUGGUGAGCCUCAGUCCUCACAGGUGUCCAACUUCCACGACUCUAGUGAAGUAACAGGUAAGGCCAUUGGGUUAAGUGCAGAGGGCCAGACUGAUAAGCUUACAGUGGAAGAGGGUCGUUCAUUUUCUAAGGUACUUGAAUGGUUUGGGAGAGGUUCUCGAGAUGGAAAGCUGAAGGAGUCGCCAGUUAAGAGAGAGGGGAAUGAGGAGGAACCAAAAGAUCAUGAAAACCCAGAAGCCAAGUCAGAAGAUUUAGUGCCUCCAGUUGUACAGCCAAAGACCAAGCCACCACCAAAGCCACGUAGGGGGCUUUUUGCAUUGUUUUCGAGAGCAGAGAAAAAAGACAAGUGUUCUGAAGUUCAAGGAUCUGACAAAGAAGAGAUAAGUCAAGAUAAACCAGAAAGUUCAGAAUAUAAAACAUCUUGCACUUUGAGACCUGAAGAUGAUAAUAUACUUCCACAGACCUCUGUUUCUACAAACAGCAAGACUGCAGAAAUACUGCAGGAAAAAACAGACAAAACAGACAAACCAAUAUGCAAAGAUCCUCCACAAAGAGAGACGUUUGACCGAGGUGAAAUAUCACCAGGAAGACUUGCCAACCUGAAGUCAUUCUGGGGAAAAGGGAACAGAGGACCUAAAAUACUAAGCAUCAAAAAAGAAGCUGAGGUAGAAGAAAGUGAGACCUCUCAGCUUAAUGAGAAUUAUCACGUCGCUGUGGACAGAAGGUUGUCAGAUUUAAGCAUCAGCCCAUCAAAACCCAAACCCAAUGAUCCAAAUCCAGUUGAUGUAGAAUGUACAACAUGUGAGAUUUCUCCAGUCUCAUCUAGAAGAACAUCCAAUGGUGAGGAUAUAUUAGCCAUAUCCUCACAUGAAGAUGAGAAGCCUUCUAGUUUGGAGAGCAAUAGGGUCUCAGAAGUUUCAAGCAGCGAACUACAAACUCUCACGGUGAAAAUGAAUGCCAAAUUGUCACCCAGUUCAUCGCUAAAACACAAAGAUAAAUCUCUGGGCAAUGAGCUACAGGAAGAGUCACUCUCCAGGGACAUAUCUGACUUGAAAAAGGAAAUAUCCACCCUCAAAAUGUCCCUAAGUCAACAGGAGGAUAAAGUCUCGAUUAAUGAUCUCAAGUCAUUUUGGGAGAAAGAAAAAAGUGGCCUUAGAGUAAUUGUAGGCUCACCAACGUGUACAGCUAACGUUAAAGAUCCAUCCCCAGAGUCAUCUCCAAAACAUUCUUUAGUAGAACAUUCUGAACCUCAGUUUGACAUCAGAUCAAACAACCCAAGUUCCCCAGAGAGAAUGAGUUUCAAAGAGGCUGCUUUGACACAAAAAGAGAAGAUGAAACAGACAGAGGAAAAACAGAGAAGUCCAGUGCCAUUACAAGACCUUCAGGAUAUCAGAGGUAGGGUACCUUACACCACCCAGAAUAUUUAUAAUUUCAAACAGUCCAUUUCAGACAAACAUUCAAAGCCAAGUCCACCACCAUCUCCCCUCAGAAGUCUCCCUGCAAAAGGUCAACAUGAUAAGCCACAGUCCACUGACAUUUACCACCCAAAAGACCGAGAUCAAACCAGAACACCCAGCCCAUUACUGCAGUCUAAAGUACCUCUUAGAGAUUCAUAUCCAAACAAAGAAUCCAGGAAGGAUGGUUCUCCCUUAAGAACCUUUGCGAUAGAUAUCAAUCCUGCUGACAAGAGUCCAUGCAUUGUAAGGGUUAAACCAGGGCAAACCAGGCCAUGUACCUCUCCUGAACACCACAGGAAGACUUCAGAUGGAGGCAUUGAUGUAAGACCCAUCAUGCCCAAAGAACGAAAGUUGUCAGCAGACUCUCUGUCCCGGUUUUAUAUUCCCCUGAGUUUACACUAUUACCUGGGCAUACCUGAGCAGGCAGUCUUAGAUGAAAGAGAACAGGUUAAGGUGCAGGCAGGUGAAACUUUUGAACAGGUGAACCAAGGCAGAGUGAGCAAUGAGAGCUCCCCUUCUCGACACUCCCAGCCUGAAUCAGAGGAGAUCACCUUUGACUCCUCUGGGAGCUCCACACCUGAAGCCUGGUCAAUCUCACACGCCAGUUCAUACUGGGACAGUGAGGAUGACAGCCCUGUAAAAGCUGCCCUGGAGCGAGCCAAUGCCAGACCCAUCUCUAUUUCCAAGAGUUUAGAGGACCUGGCAUCCACACCUUUACAAGAGAGAUGGAAGACUGAUCCGAGGAGUGACAUUGGGCUGAGUAUGGAAAAUGUGUCUGCAGUCACUUCCAACACCAAAACGUCCUUCUCCGACCCAGAACAGGUGAAGAUGAUGAGUAUGUCUGUGCCUGCAUUCAUGCAACAAGAGAUGGCCUGCAGAAACAGUGACUGUGCCUCAGUGAGCAGUUUCCACUAUGACAGACUGAGAACAUGCAACACUCCUUCUAAUUUUAGCACUUGUUCUGAAGUGGCCUCCAUGUCCUCUGUCACUGGUAGUGUAAUGAGCAUCUACAGUAGUGAGUUUGGUAAUGUGGAGGUCAAAGGCACGAUCCAGUUUGCCAUUCACUACGUGCAAAAACUGGGAGAGUUCCACGUCUUUGUUGUGCAGUGCAAGGACCUCGCUGUGGCGGAUGUUAAAAGGAACCGAUCUGAUCCGUAUGUUAAAUGUUACUUGUUACCUGACAAAGCAAAAUAUGGAAAGAAAAAAACAUGUGUGAGGAAGAAGACUCUGGAUCCAGCUUACAACGAAAUCCUACGGUUUAAGAUUCCAAUGGAGAUGUUGAAAACCCAGAAGCUGAACACCUCUGUGUGGCACAAUGAUACGUUUGGGCGUAACAUGUUUCUUGGAGAGGUUGAGCUCGAUUUGGCCGAAUGGGAUUUCAGUAAUACUCAGAUGAAUGAAUAUUUACUCAAAGGAAGGGUUCAGGUUCCCACCAGCCCAAAAAAUUCUGUCGGCAGCGUGGAAAUGAGUGCAGAGAUUAAAGUCGCUCUGCGUUUUGUCCUACAGACUUCUCACAGUCACAAGAACAAGGGGAAUGGUGAGGUGCAAAUAUGGGUGAAAGAAUGCAAGAAUCUGCCUAUUACCAGAGGUGUUGCCAUUAACCCCUUCGUGAAAUGCGCAGUCCUCCCAGAUACAAGCCGAAAAAGCCGUCAGAAGACCAAAGUGUUGAAGACGGCAUCUAACCCAGUGUUUAACCACACCAUGGUGUAUGAUGGUUUCAGGCAAGAGGACCUCAAAGAGGCCUGUGUGGAGCUUACUGUGUGGGAUCACGACAGACUCAACAACCACUUCAUUGGGGGUAUUAGGCUGGGUCCUGGAACAGGAAAAAGUUAUGGCACUGAGGUGAACUGGAUGGACUCUAAUGUUGCUGAAGCAGCCCUGUGGGAGAGAAUGAUGCAAUUUCCGAAUGAAUGGGUGGAAGAUAUUUUACCUUUGAGAAUGAUGGUCAUGGCAAGAAUGUCUAGAUAGUAAGAAACUGAGGCAUGGUGACACUUUUGAACAAAUACAUGAAAAAUGAUUGUGAACAUGAAGAAUGCAUUAUAUAGGAAGACCGUAUGUAAUGUAGGAACUAACUUGAUGGUUUCUUGACAUUUCUGUUGAUGAAAACAAAGAGAAUGAAAAAUAUAAUAUGCCUAUUAUUGUAAAGUAAGUGGAUGUAAUGUCUUAAAAUAAAAAUGCCUGUUUAAAAAUCUUUCAGUUUGCUGCAAAUAAGAUCUUUUGUUAAUUGCCACGAAA
Sinocyclocheilus grahami is the source of this 5136-nucleotide messenger RNA. RefSeq names its product synaptotagmin-like protein 2. The coding region runs from base 403 to 4869 and encodes 1488 amino acids. Gene Ontology annotation, cellular component: exocytic vesicle; plasma membrane. The transcript is spliced from 19 exons. The record is from RefSeq and is a predicted model, not a curated record. Gene Ontology annotation, molecular function: small GTPase binding; neurexin family protein binding. Lineage: Eukaryota; Metazoa; Chordata; Actinopteri; Cypriniformes; Cyprinidae. Gene Ontology annotation, biological process: exocytosis; intracellular protein transport.